AUGGCCGAAAACAACCCCCAGCCCGUUGCGUCCAUCUCGCGUACGACCCGUCCCAUGAGCGAGGCUCUGCUCAACGAAAAGUGGGACCGCUGCCUCUCCUCAAUGCUCAUCCGCUCGGGUCUCGGAGUCUCCUUCGGCGUCGUCUUCUCGGUCCUCCUCUUCAAGCGACGCGCAUGGCCCGCCUUUGUCGGUCUCGGUUUCGGUGCUGGAAGGGCAUGGGAAGAGUGCGACAACUCAUUCAAGCGAGCAGCAGCACCCUCGAAAGACGGCCUCCGCGUUAUCCGACCAUAA
This is a messenger RNA of Bipolaris zeicola 26-R-13, 291 nucleotides long. RefSeq lists its product as uncharacterized. Gene Ontology annotation, cellular component: MICOS complex; mitochondrion; mitochondrial inner membrane. Bases 1 to 291 code for a protein of 96 amino acids. The transcript has 3 exons. The record is from RefSeq and is a predicted model, not a curated record. Lineage: Eukaryota; Fungi; Ascomycota; Dothideomycetes; Pleosporales; Pleosporaceae.